Molecule: messenger RNA, 570 nt
Organism: Cylicocyclus nassatus
Lineage: Eukaryota; Metazoa; Nematoda; Chromadorea; Rhabditida; Strongylidae
Source: the annotation of a GenBank genome assembly
AUGAUUCUUAAAAGAGCUCAAUGCAUUCAAACAAACGGCGCAAAUAUCCUACUUUCUUACCGUGUUGAGGACUUGUCCACUGAUUCAUUAGAGUUCAGAUAUACGCAGAAAGUCCUUGCUUUCAACUUCGUGAGCCAUAGCUAUGGACUUAUGAAAGGGUGGAUGUCCAUAAGUGCAUUCGAACAGAGACGAGCUCAAGAGCCAUUGAUGUGAGCAUUCUGUAAUUGUGCUACUCUUACGCUCGAGUUAUCAAUGCUAGAUGUUGCUUUUUCUCACUUUUGUGCAUUUAUAUGGUUUUUUAAUAUCGUUAUCUAAGGGUCGUAGAUUCUUUUCUUUUCUCAAAGAGAUGGUAUGUUAACGUGACUUCACUCACUUGUAAGCAGUAUUUCUAAAUACAUAAUGGUCCCUUGUAGAUACUAUUGUCGAUAAUGACUAUGUGGAACAAAUAGAAUUACAGAAAAACUUUGGAAACUCAGUACAGGAAUUUUUUGUUUUUGUUGUAAAGUUGUAUUCCACAUCAAAAUUCGGCUUUCCUUGUGAUUCAUUUUUUUUUCAGGGUGGACCUACAGG